UCAAUCCUCACACCGCUCACACAACUCCGUUCUUGAAGGGCAUAAACCCAUCACGCAGCUCUGGAGCAAGCCGAGAGGGAGAGAGUGACUUUCGCAUUUGCAAGCAGCUGUCUGUACAAUGGCGAGCCGCUGCAGCUUCUUGUCGCUGCCAUGGCUCCUCCUCCUCCUGUCGGUUCUCGGCGACGCAGUGGCCGCAGUGGCUGUGGCGGUGCCCAGGCCGCUGCUGGGCAUCGCGGAGCCGCCGGGCGCGGGGGCCGGGCCCGGCGGAGGCGGGAGGCCCGACCGGUCGGUGGCCGGCGCGGACGUGAUCCUCGUCGGGUUCGCCGCGGCGGUCGUGGUCGUCGUGUUCCUGUACAUCAGGGUCACCCGGAAGAACAGCGGCAGCAGCGGCAGCGUGGGAGCCGGACAGAAGCAGGACGGCGGCUUGGGAGGAUCCUGAACUUCUGAAUGGGUAGAUGUAGCAGUAGCGCUAGAAGUACACGAUCCUUUUCUUUUCCUUUCAAUUUUCUUUCUUGGGUUUCGUUUCAAAAAAAAAAAUCUUUCUUGGGUUCAGACUUGAGGGAGGCUUGUAGAGAAACGAUAAGAUGGGAUGAGAGGGUUGAUACAGUUUAGCAGCUGGUUAAGAUUUGUCAGUUCACUGAUCUGUGGUGUGUAAGUACAUGUCCGGUGAGCUGAGGUGGUGAUACGUAGGAGACCA
Panicum hallii is the source of this 697-nucleotide messenger RNA. RefSeq lists its product as uncharacterized. Lineage: Eukaryota; Viridiplantae; Streptophyta; Magnoliopsida; Poales; Poaceae. The record is from RefSeq and is a predicted model, not a curated record. Bases 119 to 439 code for a protein of 106 amino acids. The transcript has a single exon.